Molecule: messenger RNA, 687 nt
Organism: Huiozyma naganishii CBS 8797
Lineage: Eukaryota; Fungi; Ascomycota; Saccharomycetes; Saccharomycetales; Saccharomycetaceae
Gene: MTQ2
Product: S-adenosylmethionine-dependent methyltransferase
Exons: 1
Coding region: 1-687 (228 amino acids)
Biological process (GO): methylation
Cellular component (GO): eRF1 methyltransferase complex
Molecular function (GO): protein methyltransferase activity; nucleic acid binding; S-adenosylmethionine-dependent methyltransferase activity
Source: RefSeq, a predicted model, not a curated record
AUGUUACCCACACCAUAUGUAAAGUGCGAUUAUGAGAAAGUUUAUGAGCCGGCAGAGGAUAGUUUUCUUCUCCUAGAUUCCUUGGAGAAAGAUUUACAAUUUUUGCAGACGAGAUUCGAUGGCAAUCUGGCAAUAGUAUGUGAGCUGGGACCCGGCUCUGGGAUUGUAACGACAUUCAUGAUGCAGAAUAAUAUACCGAGUCACAAUGGGGCACUGUAUCUGGCUCUGGAUAUCAACCCAUGGGCGCUUGAAGGUACUUUACAGACGGCAACACUAAAUAACUGUAUAAAAGAAAAUGGCCAUUCAGGGUAUUUGGAACCGGUACAGAGCGAUUUAACAACGGGUUUGAGAGACAAACAGGUUGAUUUGUUAGUGUUCAAUCCACCGUACGUUCCAGCAGAGGAGGUUCCAGAGAUCCCAGAUACAAAGGAGAAUAUCGACCAGUGGCUAGACCUAGCUCUGCUGGGAGGCGUUGAUGGGAUGGAGAUUACUGGGAAGGUUCUGGACUCCUUGGAAACGGUACUCUCGCCGAAAGGCGUUGCAUACAUUUUGUUCUGUGCCCGAAACAAACCAGAGCAACUUGUCCAAAAAAUAAUGCAAGAAGAUCCUAGCUGGGAUAUAGAACUGAUAGAGCAUAGAAAGGCAGGAUGGGAGGUCUUGUCCGUUUAUAGAUUCAUGCAUAAGUAA